CUUCUAAAUACGUGCAGGAGAAAUAAAAACAACAAGGUUGCCUCCUUCUUUUAUUCUGCACUGCCUGAGACACUCUGCUGGGGGCUCCCUCUUGUAUUUAACCUGGAGGAGACUUUUUCCCGUAUAAAUAUUUAAAGCCUUCAGUCCAGAGCCAGGUGGGACUCAGUGCAGUCCCCUGACCCAGCGUGCUGCUCAGGGAGCGGCUGGCCCCUUACCCUGGGGCCAAACACUGGUUUGCAAAAACCAGCGACCGGGCUUGGAUAGCCACACUGGCAGAACUGCCCCUAAACAGUCUGUUUUGGUAUUUUUGACUAACUGGCAACAAUCUGAUCUGCCUCAGAAGCAGGGUUGUGUUACAAAACCUCUGUCAAGGGUUCCUGCAAACCUGAAGGACAUGACGUCUCCUCUGCUGUGCCAGGUAACGUAACUCCUACAAAUGCAGAGCUGGGAGGACUCCUUGAUUGGCACCUUUAGCCCCGUUUUGGCUUUUGGGGUGUUUUUUGGUUUGUUUUGUUUUUUUUUUUUUUAAAUAUUUAUGAAGGGAUGAGCCCUGUCAUAAGCUGAUCAAGCCUAGCCUUUAGAGUAGGUUGUCCUGCUGCAAGAUUUUCUGCUGCUCACCCUAAAUGUAUUUAUAGUUACUUUAUAUUCCAGUAUUCUCAAGCACUAUUAUCCUUUCAGUUGAAAAAAAUCUUAUCUCCUUUUGUCUUUUCAGCUGUAUUUAUUUUAGUGAAAUCGUACCCUAACUCAGCCUAAUGCAAGCAAGCCAGGAUCUUUCAACCACUUCUUUUAUGGUACAGUCUCCAUUUCCCCUCUCUUGUCCUAACGGCUUUUUUUCUGCACGUUUUCCAAGUUCAGAUUUUUUAUUAUUAAACAUCUGUUAGAGAAUUCUAUGCCACAGUCUAAAGAAUGGAUCACCGUUGUGAAGUAUUUAAUCUUCUUUCUCUGUCUGCUGAAGUAUGUUGCUGAAUAGGUCUUAAGAUCAUAUUGGUAUCAUUCAUAGGCUGACUGCAGAGCCGUCUUAUGAACCAUAUAUGUUCUAUGGAUCUUGUUCUCGCUGCCAUUUUCAACUGAUCAGCCCCCAGCUGAAUUUUUUGGUGACAAUUUCCUAAGUGUGUGAUCUUACUUUUUAUAUGCUCUGUGUUCUUAAAUUUGAUCCAUUUUUUUUACUGCUUAGCAGAUGGGUCUGGCUUGUUUAUUUGACCUUUAAAGGUUACAUUUUUGGUCCUCCACUGUGGGAGGGAUGCAUCCCACCUCUGUGCCAGUAGCACAGUUUCUAAAUACGCACAGUUUCUUCUGGAGAGGUUUAGUAAUUAAAAUUUUAAUUGAGAUUAGUCCCAAGAUCAAGGACUCUUCUAGGAACCUCUUUCUGUUGCAGCAGCUUUCCUUCCAACUUAGUAACUUACUCUUUGCCUUCCCAGCCUAGAAAUCCCAUCAGAACCCUCAUCUUCUGCCAAACAAAUAAUUUCCCACGACUUCAGCGGAGCCGUGUGUUAUUCAUAUUAGAAGGGCAAGGAGGGUGUGUGAUUUUAUCACUCAGGAGUGUUUUUAAGGGGUCCUGAAACAGUGAGUCACCGUUGACUCUUGUCCGUCUUUGAGAAAUGUCUGUUCUCAGUCUGGCAAUAACUAUUCAGGAGAUGACUUGGGAGGAUAAGCCACACCAUAGUUUAAUAUUUGACUAAGAUUAUAUUAGACACGCAUGGCUUGUAACAAACGGCGCAGCAGCCUGUGCCACCAGCCUUCUUGUGAUUGCUAUGGAGACCCCAGCACCCACUGGCAGGAAGGUGCCCACCUUCCAGAAGGAAACGAUCCCAACAGGCAGAAAAAUAAGGAAGCCUUGGUCCAGGUCCCCUUUGCCCCAUGGCAUCACCGUCUGCAGUGACUUCCUGACAGCAGCUUGUUCCGCUGGCUUCUGCAGACGAAUCCAUUCUGCUGAGCUUCACCUGGGAACCGCUCCAAUGUAUAACUAACACUUGGGAGACAGGUUUGCUUGCUUGCUUGUUUUGUUGUAUGUGCCUCAGGUUAAACCUCCUGGGACGGUUUAGGGGUGAGACCCGGAUGCAAGUGAUGUGGCAAGGGAAGGAGACAGGGAGGGACCUCAUAAGGCUGUGACUAACCACUGGUCUGGCAGAACAAAGCAAGGGAAAGGAUGACAGGCUGCUGAGUCCUCUUGAGCGCCAUUUCCAUUGCAUCGAGGGUAGCUUUGGGGAAGGGAGUAACAAUGAGGGUAUAUUGUUUCUUUGGGGAAGUUCUUGUCUACAGUCCUGCGUGGCACUGGCUUUUACUUUAAUGUUGCUGGUCAAGGUAAACCCCUAAGGGCAGGAGCACUGGGAAAGUAAGAAGGGAAAACAGCGUCAGGACUAGCUACACCGAGAAAGUAUCUUCAUUUUUGUCUUGUUUGUUCUAGGCUUUUGCAGGGAGACGUGUAUGGGAAUGUGAAGCAAAGAACCUUCAAUUUGCAGGAACUAGAAUAAACAUUUCCCACUGAAGUCCCCAUAGGCAACCUGAGCUGUUUUUUACAGCACCAGUGAGUGGAACAGGGUUGGCCGUGGGGUUCCCCAUGGCCUCUCCUUCUCCAUCGCUUCCUACAGUGAUGGCAUCCCUGGGAACCUUCUGACUUUCAACACCUUCAGGCCAGCUGCUAGUGCCUCUGGUGAAAGGCUGCUCUCCCCUGUGUUUGUAGCUGGUGAUUUCCCUGCAGCUGUGAGCAGUACAGUCCCCACAAGUGUAAUUGCAGCCUUUCAAGGGGAUCGUUUCACAAUGAACUUCUUGGUGCAAGAACUACACAGGUGGCCUCUGCGAGCCUGAAACGUUGAAGGCAGGCUGGAAAACAAGGAAGAUUCCCUUCAUCUAUUCAGCCAGUGCUUCUCUUGUCUCCAAUUCUACCAUUCAAGGAGUUGCUGAAACCUCUGUGCUACAUGAAAACACUGAUAACGCUCUCAGUGCCGCAGGCCCCUUUCUGUAGGGAAACAGCAAAGCAAUACAAGAGGGAGGGCAACAAAACAAUAUGGACAGGUUUUCAAAGAUCCCUAAAUAAUCCAUUUGGCAUCUAAUUCAUGUUAUCAGCUUCACCUAAGUAUUCAAGGCGGGGGGGGGGGCUUUGUGCUCAGUGGAGAUACUUACACAUCCCACUAGCUAUCGGAUGUCGAGGACGGACACGGAUAGUCAGAAUUGCCUAAAGAAGGAGUUUGCUACUCCCCUGGUGUGCCAAAGCAGUAAGUACAACUAUUUCUCAUUUACCCUUCUCAACUGCUGAUAAGCCAUUAGCCUUUACCCUUCACUUGACUGUCGGCAGGCAGGCUAGCUUGCGUGGGCUCUUAUCUUUAUUGCUGAGACCCAUCUAUUUUCUGAGGUGGUGCCAAAUAGUGCAAUUUUGGGUUGAUCGGUCAAAUACUAAGUUGGGCAAUGUUUUCCUCUUUCUCUUGGCAUUCUUCCUUCUCACUGCCCUCUCAGUGCCUUAUGAAAGGUGAGACUGUCAGGGGAAGAGGAGUAUGACUGAUUACUGAUCCCGUGUCUGAAUAAUAUAUAGGCUGCUCUCCGCAUGCUGGUGGGAAGGCAGCAGUACUGCUCAGAUGAGAGGUGGGGACUGUGUGAGCUGGAAAACCCUGGCUGCUUCCUUAAGUCUCCAGGAGUUGAAGACAAAAGCUCUGGGGCAACAGUCCAGCCUUUUCUGUUUCCACACUCCUGUGGAGACACUAGAGGAUGAGGGAAGUGGAUGAUGGGUGUCAAGAUGCUGGGUGUACUGGGGCUGCUCACUUGGGGCUCUGGGGUUUUUUUAAGUCGCCACGUCUGGCUACAUUUUCUGACCUGCACAACUCUUUUCUAUGCCUGUUCCUGCUCCCGGGAGGGUGCAGAACCUCUUUACCUUGUGGUGUCAAUGUAGUAUUGAUACAGUCACCUCUGCUGUCUUCCCUGGUUUAAUUUGUGUUAACCAUCAUGUUCGCAAACACAGGGAAAGUGAUUAUUUUCUAAAACAGGUGGAGAGUGGCUUCUGGCUGUCUUGAGGGGAAAUGUUCCUCUCUAGGCUGGGACUCAAGGGAAAGGGGCCGACCUGGUUCUCUGGAAAGACGAGCUGGGGCCCUGCUGAAUUAUUGAGCGUGCACCCCAGUCGUCAGCUCGGAGAGAAAGAGAAGCACCAGCUUAGAUCACAGGUGUGGGAUGGAGGUUGUUAGCUUCAAGAACAGAGGCAUGUAACUAGAUCUGCCUCGUGCAUUUGGUUGCUCUGCUCCCUGGAUCAGUGUCACAGCUGCUUGGUACUGCGACGCAGAUGCUCAGCUUGGUUUGGUGGCCCUCUCUGGGGCCAUAGACAGUCACAAAAGCCCAACUCCACAGUAUCAAAUACCCCCUUCUUUCAGAGGCAAAGCCUCACUCUUAGGGCAGGCAUGGAGGAGCAGCACCUGCAGGUCACACACAUGGAAACUGAAGUGUUUCAGUCUAACACUCAAAUGUGUUGGCCGCAUUUAAACCCCUUUUAUUCACCAACAUAAAUGAUACGCAGAUUUGCAGAGGACACGAUCACCAGCAACUGCAGAAGGAAGUCCACUGGAGCUUACGUGUGCGCAGCACUUGUGAAAAAACAGGUUGCCUGGUUAGAUGUCUUAGUUGCCAAAGCGUGUGAGUUCACUUCUGAAAUUUUGGUCCAGGUUGUAUGCCCAAGGCUAUACGGAGAGGUAACUAGGUUGAAAAUAAGAUCUCAUCUCCCAGCAAUGCCUGAGGUCUCUGAGAUCCCCCCGCUGUCCAUGUCCAAAUGAAAUGGUGAAUGUCCUCCUGUCCCUUCGGCCACCUGAAUCUGCUGUGAGGUGAGGGAAGGACAGGACGAGGUGCAGCGUUGCGGGAAGAAUCACACAGCUGCUUCUUGUCUGGUGGCAGCUGGCGCUUGUCAGUGCUGGCAGGCGGCUGGUGCACCCGGAGGAGAUGCUGCCUUGUUCAAAUGGGACAAUAUCACUUACCCUGUGUAAAGGCACUCAAUCCUGUGCCUGCAGGAACUUCUAGCACAGCCUCCAGAGUGUUACUGCACACAGUCUUUUUGCUUCUUCCUCUUGCUUUAAUGAUAGAUUAAAAUAGUUUAUUACCGGAGGAGGCCUACUUUAUCUGUAAAUAUUUAUUUCUAUAUUGCCACCUCCUCAUUACAAAGAAUUCAUGACUAAGCCAUAUAAGCCAAAGCAGUAUGAUGACCAUCCUGCAAUCUGGCUCAUUUUGGCUUACGGCUUUCCUAAGAGGGCCUCUGACAUCACCCAUGAAUCUCUUAUUCCAUUGUAGGGUGACACUGAUAGAGCAGCACGAGGCCAGCAGGGUCUGCUUAUUACUUUGUCGAUAAGAGUAUGGACGGUGGGGUGAGCCUGCCUGUGGACCUUUUUCAGAUGCGGUAUUUCAGGGCAUUUCUCAUGCUCAAGUGAGGUUACAAGUCAACAGCAGCUCAAGGCAUUUGAAGAGCCAUUAGGACACGUUACAUUCCCCUAUUCCUCAUCCUCACACCUAUCCUGUGACCUACACAUCCUGUGCUUCAUAAAUUCAACUAUGCUCACAAAAAAUUAACAGGGCAAACCCCACCUUUCAUGUAGAGUUGAACUGAACUGCUCAAUGAAGAGCACCAGAGUCAGCACAGGAGAUGGAGGAAGGGGGCAACUUCCUUGCCGGCCUCUCGGCCGCUGCAGAUUUUUGCACUGACUCAGGGAUGCCCGGUAGCUUCUCUCAUGAGCCUGGUCCUCUUUCUCUGGUCUUAAUGCCAGCCUGUCUGGAGUUCCUCGGGACCAAAGAAAAUACAGGUUGUUUGCCCCUGUUAAAAAAUGUCAGCCCUUGAACGCUAAAAUAGAGCACUUCUGUUUGGAGACAGGAACUUGACACCUGGCAGCGUGUCUCCUUUGUUCCAGUUACCCUGUGAAAAAUCCGCCUGUGUUGGGCCAGCAUAUUAACCUUUGAAAAGUCAGUAGUUGCAAACGCAUUAUAGGAUGUUCAAUGGGUUUUGCAAGGUUUCUAACAGUUAAGAAUCUCUGAAGAACCUGCACUCACUGAACCUCUUACAACAAGGAUUUUUCUGGGAAAUUUUGGUCUAGAUAAGACAAUUUUUAGAAGUGAGAUUAGAGGGAGGAUACAGCAAUGCAGUGAGGAAAAAUGGGUAACGCUGCUUAAAUUAAAUGGCUGACAGCUGUCUUCUGAAGAGAAAUUUUAGGCUGCCUGAAAAGUAGAGGAGGUGAUAUCCAUUUCAGGUAUACUUUAAUACCUUAGCCCUCACUGAUGUGGAAGCAAGUUUCAGGAUCAGCAUUUUGUGGAAUUUUCCAUCAGAAAACGCUUUUAUUUUUUUUUGUUCAAAUUCAGGAUGAAAAGAAGGGCUCUGCCCGUUUUUCUAUCGUGCCGUGUACAGGAUGUUGCUGGCUGGCUGUACCACCAGGCUGUAUCACCUGUGCUCUGGGUACAGGGAUGUGUCUUUGGCAGGGGGACUGGGUACAACACCCAGAGGAGACCAGCCCCUGUGCAGACUGCCCCGCGCAGCCCUGCGGCAGCUAUUAGUGGGAGAAGGGCUGGUGGCUUUCCCUUCACUUCGUCUAGCUCCUGGUCUCCCAGCGGGAAGUACCUUGGCUGCCAGGAGCAGCAGAGACUGACUUGCUUUCUCCAUGUAAAUCAUAAGACUGGGAUUGUUGGACCCGCUUCACGAUGGAGGGGCUCAGCCGGUUUGUCCGUUCCACAGGGCAUCUCCAUUGGCAGGUCACCAGAGGGCUCUGGAGCGUAUGAAUAAAGAGGUGUGAUACAGCGUCUAGAGGGAAUGCAGGUGUCCCAGCGCCCUGGCACCCCUUAAACCCAGCCAGCCUGAUUUCUGUUCCUCUUAACUGCGCUGCUACAUCAACUCCUCUGCCUGCCUCCCGGCUCCUCUCAGCGCAGCCGAUGGUGAAACCCAAGAAUCUGCCGCUGUAACUCUGCCUGCAGGGCCUGGCUGCUGCCCCGGCCGUGUGGUGGUCUCCACCUCCCGCCCUGGCACCGCCGAUGCUGCCUGCCCUUGGCACCUGGCAGCACCUCGCGCUGUGAGCCACUAGUUGCAGAGAGGCGUUGGUUAAAGGAAACAGAGAAAAGGAGCGAGGGAGCCUGCAGGAAGGCGAGUUCCCGCUGUUGGAGGAGGAGGAAGCCGAGGAGGAAGCCGUGAGCAUGGCCAGCAACUCCAGUGCGCUGCCCCGGGUGACCUUCCAGACACCAGAGAAACCUGGGGAGGAACCAUCACCCAGGAAACUGGGCAAGUUAACCAUAAAGUACAACCGCAAAGACCUACAGCGCUGGCUAGACCUGGAGGAAUGGAUCAACACCCAGCUGCAGGAGCUGUACCAAUGCCAGCUAAGAGAGGAAACAGAGGCAGCAGCUCCUGAACCACACAUUGAUCUUGAAGAUCUUCUGGACGUCCCUAAUGAAGAACAGAAAUUAAAACUACAGGAAAUACUCCAUGAGUGCUCCAGCCCAACAGAGGAAUUUCCAUGCUGGCUGAGGACCACUGAAUACAACUCCCAGGAGCUCAUCACGACUUCUUUCUUUCUGUCCACUGCAAGGAAAACAAGGCAUUGGUUAUCACUCAUGCAUCAACAUGGAAGAUCAGUUACUGUUAAGCUACAUGCUGUUUCACUCUGUCUGGGACCCAGCUGCGAUCGCCUGCCUGUUACUGCUGUACCUGACUCUACAGCAUUGCAUGUACUUCGUAAGUCGUAUUAACCCUCUGUUAUUCAUGAAGGUUGGACAGAAAAUAUACAGUAGGACGGAAGGAAAAUGUUCGAGUGCAUCUGGUCUACUUAAGGGGAAGUUAGUGAAACAGCUGCUAAGGCUGAUGGAAGAGAGAUUGGUUUUCCUUUUUUGUGGAAUUUAGGACUUAAUGAUUUAGAAGUGUCUUCUAAAGGAGCAAGGUCUGGGAAUGAUUUUUCUCAUCGUUUAAAAGCAUGUUGGAAAAAUGCUUAUUUUGUGUAUUAAAACAGAGAAAACCA
Messenger RNA from Phalacrocorax carbo (great cormorant), 7952 nucleotides. The record is from RefSeq and is a predicted model, not a curated record. Lineage: Eukaryota; Metazoa; Chordata; Aves; Suliformes; Phalacrocoracidae.